AUGUCAAAAUUAACAAAAAAUCUAAAUAAACCAUGUAAAAGAAAUGAUUACUUUAAAACAAUUUCAUUAGGACACUCAAAAGAUAUAUUUAUGAUAGAUAGUAUUAAUGAUAAUGCCAAUAAACGUGGUAAAGUAAAUGACAAUCAAUUUUCAACAUUAUCCUCUCAAUCAAACUGUGUAAAAUUUUCACCUUAUGAAGAAUCAGAUUAUAUUACAAUGUCAACAGAUUUUGUUUUACCAAAACUUUUGAAAAAAAAAAGUGAUAUUUCUGAGAAGAAAGAUUCAGUACAAUUUACAGUUUAUACAGUAUAA
Messenger RNA from Strongyloides ratti, 312 nucleotides. RefSeq lists its product as hypothetical. The transcript is spliced from 2 exons. NCBI's taxonomy places the organism in Eukaryota, Metazoa, Nematoda, Chromadorea, Rhabditida, Strongyloididae. The record is from RefSeq and is a predicted model, not a curated record. The coding region runs from base 1 to 312 and encodes 103 amino acids.